AACAAGGAUUGACUGUGGUUUAGUCCAAUUGACAUUUUGUAAUUUUUGUGAGAUUUUAGAAUUUCACGAAUUUUCAGCCGUUCUAUUUUAAGACAAAUGACUGAUAACAGUUUUUGAGUAUUCCGUGUUAAAGUCACAUACAUCAGUCAUGUGUUCCAUUGCCGCGGGUAGGAUUUUGCUAUGAAAGUUAUCUUGAAGAUCACGAAGGUUUUAUUCGGCAGGGUUGUUAAAGAAACUGUUUGGUAAUAUGCAAUGGAAAUACAAGGGAUGGAAAGGGCGAUGGCUGUGGGCGGUGUUGGUGCUCGCAUUGUGCCCAUUACUAGCGGCCCAGAAAAUCGGUGACCCAUACAAAAUAUUGGGCAUACACCCCAAGGCUAAAUUACCUGAAAUACGCAAAGCUUACAGGCAACUCGCUAAGGAGUGGCACCCUGAUAAAAACGAGCAUCCAAAUGCGGCAGCUCGUUUUGUAGAGAUCAAACAAGCAUACGAACUGUUGACAGACACUGAGCGAAGACAGGCAUAUGAUUACUAUGGCAUUACGAACGAAGACGACUACCUAUAUAAACAGAGGCAUGAUUACAGCCAAUAUGCUAGAUUUAGUAACGAUCCGUAUGAUGAGCUCAUGGAGAAAUACUAUCGAACACAAGACCAAGAUAUUACGUUAUUCCACAAAUUGUCUAUAACGGCGCGCCACUUCGAUAACAAUAUAAUCGAGAAAAGCAUUCGUACGCCAGCAAUAGUCCUAUUUUACACGGACUGGUGUUUCGAGUGUGUGCGCUCAGCCGCCGCCUGGCGCCGCCUGGUGGAAGCUCUGCAGCCGGUCGGCGUCACCAUGGCAACCGUGCACGCGGGCCACGAGGCCAGCCUGGCCCGCCGAGUAGGCGUACAUGGAGUACCCUGCCUUACGUUCAUAUUAGACAAACAUGUAUAUAUGUAUAAGGAGCCCCUAUCUUCGCUACCUAAAAUUUUAGAGUUCAUUCGUUGGAAAUUCCCUUACAAAUUGGUAAGUACGAUAUCGGACAGCAACGUGGACGGGUUCGUGUCGGACUUCGAGGACAAUAAAGUGAAGGCGCUGAUCUUCGAGGAGCGGCAGACCAUGCGCUUCAGAUACCUCAUCACUGCAUUCCACUAUAGAGAUAGAGUCGCUUUUGGUUUCGUAGACAUGCGAUCCCGCGACACGUUGAACGUGACAGCUCGGUACAAGGUGCAGCGACACACCGACACCAUGGUAUUGCUCAAGGAGGACAGCGAGGAGCCGGCCGCCACCGUCAGCACCAACGAGAUACCCUCCGAGACACUGCACCAACUCAUCGAGGCUAAUCAGAUGCUCACACUGCCGAGGCUGUCCUCGCAGAGUGUGUUUGAGAGCGUGUGUCCGGUGGAGUGGCGCGCGGCGCGGCGCCGCCUGUGCUGCGUGCUGGUGGGCGCGCGCUCGCCCGCCGCCGCCGCGCGCCGCGCGCUGCGGGACCUGGCGCGCGCCUCCUCCGACAGGCUGCACUACGCGUACGUCUACGCGCACAAACAACCUGCCUUCAUACAUGCCAUCGCUAACGGAUCCGGCAGCGACAUAUCGGAGAUGGAACAUCGUAUCGUCAUCAUCUGGCGUCGUGAAGCCACGCGGAUCCAAUAUGAGUGGUUGAACGAGACGUGGCCGAGUUGCAACCACGCGCACUGCUCCUCCGACCACUUCCCGUCGGACCCCGUCCUGAGGGAGGAGUUAUUGAAGUACCACGAGAGACUGAAUGAGACAAAGCGAGCGCUUGACCAGCUCAUCAAGAGGUUGUUGAAACCGACUGAGGUGAUGGCGUAUGAAGCUCAUGUGCAGGAGUUGCUGGACGAGGCGGCGCUGGGCGCGGUGUGGCGCGGCGUGCUGGCGCUGUGCGAGUGGGGCGAGCGCGCCGCGCACGGCCUGCGCUCGCAGCGCGCGCUGUCCGCGCUCUCCGUGCUCGCCACCGUCGCCACCGUGCUCGCCGCCGGCUACCUCAUGGCGUACCUCAUACGUGUAGAAGAGGAGUCAGUGCAGCGGCAGAAGGAAGAGAGGAAGAAACAGAACGGAGUGGGCAAGAAGAACAAUAACGAGCCGAGCUCUGAACUCAGACUCCACGAGUUGAGGGCCGAGAAGUAUAAUGGACUGGUGAGACUGUUAAAGCCUGGCUGUCGGACGAUCGUGUUGCUGGUAGACAUGCAGAGUCGCGUGCAACUGCUCUCCAAGUUCCAUAAGAUUGUGUGGCCCUAUCGCAAGAACAAGACGCUGGUGUUCGCGUACCUGUGCGUGGAGCGGCACGCGGGCUGGUUCGCGCGCGUGCUGCAGCUGUCGCUGGGCGGCGCCGAGCUGCGCCUCAACGCGCGCAACUGCGUCGGCACCGUGCUGGCGCUCAACCCGCACCGCAAGUACUUCUGCAUCUACCACGCCAAGCACCCCGAGUGUACCAAGCCACACAAGCGUAUGAGUCGCAUGACGCGGUCUCUAGGUGAGACGGGUACGUUUGACCCCGAGGCGGGCGCCUUCAUCGGGUUCCACACCUCGCCCGACUCUUCAUCGGCAGACGAGGCCACAGACCCGCCCGUACUCAUGCAAGAGAACCUGCUAGACGGGCUGGAGAACUGGCUGGACCGUCUGUUCGAGGGCAGCACUCAUCGCUACUACAUCAACUACUGGCCGGACAUGACCACCAAGUGAGCACACACACACACACGCUACUCUGUACACACACACGUGACACGUUGUGACGUAACUAGGAAGGGGGUAAGGGGGAAGGGGGUCGUUUAUUUAAGGGGUUUAGGCAUGAUUGACUCGCGUUUUUUGUGAUUAUUGUUGUCAAGCAAGUUGCUGUCGAAUCUUAUUGCAAAGAUCUGCUUGUUAAAAGUAAGCUUUGAUAGAUAUUUUUUUUUAUUAUACGGUAUUUGUUGGUGUACAUGGGUAACUAUUGUUUGUAGAGUUGAAGUGUUGUUUGUUGUUGUUUACGAUAUCUUUAUUGGUCGUUAUAUUGUUAACACUAUCUCGAGUUAAUUUCAACUAGUUUUUUUAAAUGAUGUCUUCGAUAUAAUCCUUUAGGGCUUCCUUUUAAAACUUUGAUUGCCAUUGAAUCGCGAUUCCUAGUUACGCCAAAACGGAGAAUGGUACAAAUAAUUUUUAUUUUAAAUAAUUUCUUGUAUUUUUUCGUCGUUGUUAAGGAAAUAUACUGCCCGGUUAUUGCCGUUUUUCGACCAUAGAUUAUAAAUAAGUGUGAUAAUUAUUCGUAACGGUUUGCCUUAGAGCUGAUGACCGAGAUAGAUGUUGAGAUCGCUCGUUCGAAUCGUAGUUUGGAAUCUGAGAAAUAUUAAGGUCAACAGAUUGUGAAAGGGACCAAUGAAGUUAGUCCCGCCUGUAUCUUCACUAAAGCUUUAUUGAGACAAAAGAAUAGCAGCUUCCAGCUAUAGUUUUCAAACAGUUUCGACACUAUAAUUUUUUAAAAGAGGCCUUAUGUAACGGAAUUAAGAUACAGUUUUCAAAUUACGAUUCGGAAAGUUGCGUAUCUGAUAAUUUAUUAUAUUAUGGUGUCGGGUUGUCUCGAGCUCGCGUUGCGUGGUACUUUGUGCGACUGUACUGUACUGUACGGUACAGUCGAAUGAACAAGUGUAAUACUUAUCAAAUGUUACUUUGGACACAUUUCUAUUGACACAGACAAAAUGGCAGCUCAAUCUUAUUAGACUAAUGGCAUCGUUAGUUGAAUAGAAAUCAACGUGACAUUAGCUUAUGAAAUAUUUAUCUUGAACGUACAUGCCAUUUGUCUAGCGGACAGUUAAUUUGACAUCAGGUAUUAUAUAUGGGGAGCUGCUAGGUGUCGCUGUAGGACGCUUACUCCCGGUUGAUGUGUAAGACAUAUUCAGUGGUGGACGUCUUGUGUCUUAUAGUAACAAUGAAUGUGGGAGGAGUCAUUUAAUGAUAUUCCAUCCUAACAAAAAAGGCUUAUCUAAUAUUACAAUAGCAUUAAUCAUAAUAAUGGCGAAUUGCUGGUAAACCUUUUAGAAUGUAAGAAUUAAAGAUUUUAGAAUGGAAUUGAAAAGGUCAUCCAAGACAGUUAUUCAUGUCCCUGGGACGGGCCGAACUUUGUUUCAGUGUUUUCAUAGUUGUAUCUACUGUAG
Spodoptera litura is the source of this 4125-nucleotide messenger RNA. The record is from RefSeq and is a predicted model, not a curated record. Lineage: Eukaryota; Metazoa; Arthropoda; Insecta; Lepidoptera; Noctuidae.